Molecule: messenger RNA, 688 nt
Organism: Temnothorax curvispinosus
Lineage: Eukaryota; Metazoa; Arthropoda; Insecta; Hymenoptera; Formicidae
Exons: 2
Coding region: 146-586 (146 amino acids)
Source: RefSeq, a predicted model, not a curated record
CAACUCCCUUUUAUUUUCGUAAUGCUUGUCUAAGAUCGUCCAUGCGCGUUCGUAAUUGUCUCCGGUUACGUUUAACGAUCGAAUUAAUUUUUCAGCUGUGCCUUUCACGCACGACCGAAGGUAGUGGAAGCGCUCAACAUUUGAAAUGGCUGAGUUUUUGCCGAUGACCGACUGGAAGAGGUCACGAAACGACGGCAAGUCUUCAUACGCGCCUGAGAAAUCGCGCAGCGUAAUGCGGAGCAACGAGGUCUUUGGAGAGUGUUCGUUGUUCUGCUCCGGCCCGGCUGGCACUCUGGGCGUCGCGGGUUUCAAUUUAUUCGCGAGACCGGUCGUCGAGAAUGCGGAUGCGGGUGCUCACAGCGUCGAGGGUGAGUUUAUCUACACCCAGCUUCCUGAGGUUGUCCAUGGAACGGGAGAUGCGGCCGUGGAUGUCGUGCUGACUGCUCAGCAAGGCGCUCUGAUCCAUGUUCAUGACUGCGGUCGUUCUUUGCGGAAGCACUCCCGAGGUUGCGGUUGCCGGUAUGAUCCGGCUCGAAGGACCAAAAAUGUUCGAGAGCGCGCGGUAGCGCGAGAUAGCGCGCGGUAGAGGACGACCACAAAAGAAACGGAGAGGAACAGCAAGUACAGAACUACAAAGUUUAAUGUUCAAUAUGUACACUUAUUUACACGAGUUUCUUUUUCAGGCAAA